AUGGAUGUACCAGAGGGGAAUGGAAACCCUUUGGGCAAUGGACUCGGUCGAGCUAGGCAAACUCGACCGAUUGGUCAAGGAGAUGCUCCAAACCGCCACCAACAGAGACAAGGGAUUGUUCCACCACCAGUGCAGAACCACAACUUUGAGAUCAAGCUGGGAAUGAUCAACCUUGUCCAGAACAAGAUGUUCCAUGGAUUGCCAAGUGAAGACCCCAUUGACCACCUUGAUGAGUUUGAUAGGCUUUGUGAUUUGACAAAGAUCAAUGGUGUCUCUGAAGAUGCCAUCAAGCUGAGACUCUUUCCUAUGUCUCUAGCUGACAAAGCUCACCAAUGGGAGAAGAGCUUGCCCCAUGGCACAAUCACCACUUGGGAUGAAUGCAAGAAGGCCUUUCUUGCUAAGUUUUUCUCCACCGGUCGCACAGCCAAGCUUAGAGGAGAGAUAUCCAGCUUCAUCCAGCGAAACAAUGAGACAUUCGCAGAGGCUUGGGAGAGGUUCAAAGGGCUACACAAGUAUAGGGAGAUGCUAGACACAGCUAGCAAUGGGAACUUCCUCAACCAGGAUGUAGAUGAUGGCUGGCAACUUGUGGAGAACAUAGCUAACUCAAAUGGAAGCUAUGGAGAAGAGUAUGAUACAACCUGGAGCUCGACCCACCACUCGAUCGAGUCAGACGAGAUGAGAAAAGACAUGCUUGCACUGAAUCGAAGUUGGACAAACUGA
This is a messenger RNA of Microthlaspi erraticum, 720 nucleotides long. The record is from the annotation of a GenBank genome assembly. Lineage: Eukaryota; Viridiplantae; Streptophyta; Magnoliopsida; Brassicales; Brassicaceae.